Molecule: messenger RNA, 885 nt
Organism: Paramecium tetraurelia
Lineage: Eukaryota; Ciliophora; Oligohymenophorea; Peniculida; Parameciidae
Exons: 5
Biological process (GO): mitochondrial translational elongation
Cellular component (GO): mitochondrial matrix
Molecular function (GO): translation elongation factor activity; protein binding
Source: RefSeq, a predicted model, not a curated record
AUGUUCAGAAAAAUAUACACCAAUAUAUCCAUCACACUCAUAAAGCAAUUGAGAGAAGCAUCAGGCUCCCCCAUCAACGAUUGUAAGAAGGCCUUAGAAUCCACAGACGGCAAUUUUGAGAAGGCCAUUUAAUAUCUGAAAGAGAGAGGAUUGGCUCAAGCAGAGAAGAAAAUGGGUAAUCAAACUAAACAGGGAGUUAUAGUGGCAUACACUAAUAACAAAGUAGCCGCCCUUGCUGAAAUAAAUUGCGAAACAGACUUUGUAGCCAGAACUAGUGAAUUUUUAGAAUUUUCGACAAAUUUUAUUAAAACAAUUGUUAAUCAAGAAUAAGAUUUCAGUAGUUCUAAUAUUGACUCUGUUCUGAAUGAUAAGCGUAAAUAAUUAGUAGGGAAAUUGUAAGAGAACAUAGUCAUUGGUAAUUUGAAUGCAUUUGUGGCAACUAAAAAUAGUGUUUUUGGAGUGUAUCAACAUAAUUGUUUAAAGAAUACAAUAUGUGGGUUGGGAGGGAGUGUUGUUGAAUUAAUCACCGAAUCAGAAUUAACUGAUGUAAAGACAUAAAUCCUAAGAGAAGGAGCCAAUAAUUUGGCAGUCACUUAUUUAGGUUUGAAACCCAGAUUCCUUUAUUAACAUGAGGUAUCCUCAGACGUUGUUGAUUAAAUAAGAAAAGAAGUCGAAAAGGAGUUUGGAUCUAAGACUGCUCAGUAGUAGAACUUCAUUGUUAAGGGCAAACUUCAAAAUUAUUAUUCCGAUAAUGUGUUUGAACAUUAGGAGUACUUCUUGAAUGAAGAUGAACCAAAGACUAUCAAGUAGUAUAUGGCAAAGGAGUUAGAAGAGGUCAUUAAGGACAAAGUCAAAAUCGGUAGAUGUCUAUACUUAACAAUAUGA